AUGUCAACCACUACUACCGAAACUGUACAGAACACUUAUCCACAAACUCUCCAACCUCAAAACGAACAAAGCUUUCUCAAGUCUUUGGAGGGUAAAAAUGUGGAACCUUUGUGGAAGGUUAUGAACCAGCUAAUCCCUGAGUUACCAGUUCCAAAGGCAGUGCCAAAUAUCUGGAGGUUUAAUGAAAUCAGACCUUUGCUCAUUGAUGCUGGUGAAAUUGUUUCGGCAGAAGAUGCCGAUAGAAGAGUUCUUAUGCUGAUCAACCCUGCUCUUAGAGAGGCUCCAAUGUGUAAGACAACCGACACCCUUUACGCUGGUUUGCAGCACAUCAACACGGGUGAGACCGCUUCUGCUCACAGACAUUCCGCUUUUGCUUUGAGAUUUAUCAUCGAAGGAAAUGGUGGAUGGACUGGAGUUCAAGGUACGAGAUUGACUAUGGAGAGAGGUGAUGUCCUCAUUACUCCACGUCGGGACUGGCACGAUCACGGCAAAGAAGGUAACGGUCCAAUGAUUUGGCUCGACGGUCUAGACCUGCCCUUUUUCCGUGAGUUUCCCGUAAAUUUCACUGACGAAUAUUCUGAGUCCCGCUACCCAAGCUCGCCUGUCGUGGACACUCCAUUGAAGUACCCUUGGAAGGACGUCCAAAAAGCACUUGACUCCAAGCCAGGCGACCACGCCAUCUAUGACUACAUCUCUAAGGUGGACAACGUCUCGCCUGUAUCGACGGUUAUUGGAGCCCAGGCGGAAAGAGUUGGUCCAAAAGCGUCAUCUCCACCACGUCUUGAGAAUAGUUCCUUUAUUUUCCACGUCGUUGUUGGCAAAGGUUACACUGUGAUGAAGUUGGUUAAGGGAGAAACUAAGACCAUUUAUUGGGAAGGUAAGGAUACAUUCUGUAUUCCAUCUUGGACUGAAUUUCAGCAUUUCAAUCUCACUGAUGAAACCACUUAUCUCUACAACUUCAACGAUACUCCACUUCUGACCAACCUUGCAAUUCACAAAAGUGGAAAGUCCGGAAGACUGGUUGAGUAG
Molecule: messenger RNA, 1029 nt
Organism: Kuraishia capsulata CBS 1993
Lineage: Eukaryota; Fungi; Ascomycota; Pichiomycetes; Pichiales; Pichiaceae
Exons: 1
Coding region: 1-1029 (342 amino acids)
Molecular function (GO): dioxygenase activity
Source: RefSeq, a predicted model, not a curated record